AUGCAUACUUGCGUUAGGAUAGAGGAAAGUGCAACCAAGAAGGGGAAAAGAGGCACACCAAGCUUGGUCGCAUCUGUGCUGCAAGCUGAUUAUCCAGGAAAAUACAAGACUCCAACACCAAAGGAUCUCAUAGAUUUGGUUGAGAACAAAUUGGGUGUUAGGAUUUCAUAUGCUACGGCUUGGAGAGGAAAAUACAAAGCUAUCAACGAUCUGCGUGGGAACCCAACAGAGAGCUUUGCUAGACUGCCGUCUUACUUGUACAUGUUGGAAAGGUUGAAUCCUCGUACUGUCACCCGCUUAGUAGUGGAUGAGAAGAACCAGUUUAAGUAUGUGUUCUUCGCGCUCGGAGCUUGCAUUGAAGGGUUUAAUUCCAUGCGGAAAGUGAUAAUUAUGGAUGGAACUCAUCUGAAGGGUGUGUAUAAAGGAGUGCUUCUUAUUGCCACUGCUCAAGAUCCAGAUCAUCAUCAUUAUCCUCUCGCUUUUGCUGUAGUAGAUGGUGAAAAAAAUGCAAGUUGGAGUUGGUUUUUGACUACAUUGAAAACCUUGAUACCAGAUGAUCCCCAACUUGUAUUCUGCACUGAUAGAAACCAAAGCAUCAUCAAGACAGUACACGAGGUCUACCCACUGGCGAUCCAUGGAUAUUGCAUAUAUCACUUGGCUAAUAAUGUGAAAGGAGCAUGCAGCCAUGUUAGGAAAGAUGUGGUUGCACAUGAGUUCAAAAAAAUUGCUGGUAUUUACACAGAAAAAGAGUUUAGAAGAAAAUAUAUUGAUUUCAGAAGAAGGUAUCCUCAGGCCGCUGAGUAUCUGGAUGAGAGUGUGCAUGAGAGCAAAUGGGCAAGAUGUCAAUUUCCAGGAGCAAGGUACAACAUAGAUACAACCAACACUGCUGAAUCUAUGAAUGGUGUUUUCAAGGAACAAAGGAAUUAUGCACUGCUGCCAAUGAUUGAUGAGAUCGUGGGGAAGAUUAUAGAAUGGUUUAAUAGAUACCGACAAAUUUCUAUAGGGGUUCCACAGAGGCAGCUACUUGUCCCACGUGUGCAUGUUGAAUUGCAUGAGAACUGUCCGAUUGCAAGAACACUUCACGUGGAGGUGCUAAACACAUUUGAACGUCAGUACAAUGUUACUGGUACGGAUGGGAAAGGUUAUUUGGUUGAUUUGAUCAACAAAACAUGUCACUGUCGGCAUUUUGAAAUUGACCGGUAUCCUUGUGUGCAUGCUUGCUGCGAUCAUGAAUGGACAUUGGCAUAUUGUAGGACAAUAUAUCCAGUGCCUCAUCAUUCAUCCUGGCAAGUUCCUGAGGAAAUACAAUCUCAGGUUGUGUUCCCGCCGUAUGUGGAGAAAAAAAAAGGAAGAUUACAAACUACUAGAUUCCCAUCUGCGGGAGAAUAUCGGAGGAAGAGAAAGAAAAAGUAUGCACCAUUCUCGGAGUGGCUUGGUGACAGCAGUGACAAAGAUGACAACGACAACGAUGACAUCGAUUACGAAGAAAGCAGCAAUGAGGGAAGUGACAGCGAGGAAAGUGGCAGCGAAGGAAGUGGUGACGAGGGAGGUGACAACGAAGGAAAUGAUGAAUGA
Messenger RNA from Brassica napus (rape), 1575 nucleotides. RefSeq lists its product as uncharacterized. NCBI's taxonomy places the organism in Eukaryota, Viridiplantae, Streptophyta, Magnoliopsida, Brassicales, Brassicaceae. The record is from RefSeq and is a predicted model, not a curated record. The coding region runs from base 1 to 1575 and encodes 524 amino acids. Gene Ontology annotation, molecular function: zinc ion binding. The transcript has 2 exons.